AUGCGGCAAAGCGAGGGAUGCGCGUUUGUGGCGGGUUACCGGCGUCGCAGAGCAUCGAUGUCCGCCGUGCCAACCGUGGCACUGCUGUUGCUGCUGCUUGUGGCUGGUAACGCUGCAGCCCGCCGGUGCACAACCGCGGAUAUCAUGUACUACUUCUUGCCGUGUGAUAAGCAGACGGGCAAGGUGACCGUCCUGUCGUACCUCAGCAGCGACGCGGAUUGCGAGCAGGGGGAUCUUGUCGUGCCGCGCCCACGCACCACUGCUUGUUACGGCUGUACAGAUGGCUAUCACCUGGACCCGGUGUUGCUUGAGUGUGCCCUGUGUCCAGCCGGCACCUACUCCUCAUACACGACCCGCUACUCGAUCUUUGAUCCCUUGCCGGAAGGAAUGAGAACGUACUGCAGUCCGGAGCCAUGUGCGUCGUGGAGCGCCGUGGAGGAUACUUACGGGACGGUCGUCUCCUCGGGUGUGCAGCCGACCGAGGACCGUCCCAUGACGCAGUGGGGUACGAUCGACGAGUCGGUGGAGUCCACGCUGGAAUUCGUGGUUGACGUCACUGAGAGCAGCGGUUCGCUCGAGUUCGAUUACUCGAUCUCGUCUGAGGAGAUGUACGACGGACUCGUGCUGCGCCUAAACAACUCCGUUGUCAGAAACCCGAACAUGGAGGUUGGUAGGUACCGAUUUUUCGCCACGGGGGUGCACCGCGACUGGUAUCACGCCUCCCUACCGCUGUCGCACGGUUCCACCCAGGUUCAGUUUGACUACAUGAAGGACAGCACCGGUCCACUCUACGGCGAGGAGCUCACCGGCGUGAAUGAUCGGGCGCUGUUGCGCAACAUUGUCGUCAAAGGCACGCGCAAGAGUGUGGCAGAGAUGCAUUGCGUCAGGUGUCCACUCGGGCACUGGACGGCCACUGAGGGCACUGGUGGUAUUGGCGCAUCCCAGUGCGUGCGAUGCCCACGGAACACAUACCGGGGGGAGGGCGAUACGCAGUGUCUCCGGUGCCCACCGGGCACCUCAUCGCCAGGGGGCGCUAGCAGGUGCACUCCCAUGCGCGCGUGCGGGAGGAGCGACUACCUUGCGCAGUACGGCAGGUGCCGGAGUGACAACACGCGAGUGCGGAGCUGGGUCAAGUACGAGGGCGCAGACUGUGCUGAAGUGGAGGGCAGCAGACCGAUGACGACCAGGGUCGAAUGCGCGGGAUGUCUGCCGGGCAUGCGGCGUACAGACAGUCGAGGUCGGGGGGCGUGUGUCGGUUGCCCUGCGGGUGAGUACCUCUUCGGCAAUAGGUGCGAAGUGUGUCCAUUGGGGACGGCCGCCAUACCCAGGCUGGUGUACAGCAGUGGCUUCGACAGCCUCGGCGGUGAUGUGAAGGCCCUGCCAGGGACCUCGAUGUCGCGCAUAUACUGCACAGGCUCUGCGAGCCGCUGCCAAACGGAGGAGGGGAGAGGCUUUGAGCUUGUGGCGCUUCCGUUCGCGGAUGAGGACAAUACGCUGAUCGGCAUUCGACAAGAACACUUUGCCGGCUCGACCUACUCGCUGGCCACCCUCAACUACACCUUCAAUGCCGAGGAAGACGGCUGGGUGAACAUCACCUUCGCGUAUGUCGACGCUGAGGGCAAGUACGUGCAACGGCUGGAUUGGCGGACGACCUUGAACGUGCGGGUCAUCGUGAACGACGGCGCCGAAUAUGUGGUCCGAAGUGUUGCGACUCACACACGGGGUCUUAACUCGGUGUGGUACUCUGUUCUUGUGCCGUAUUUCGUCGAUUCGGCGCUUCCUGCCAGCGGCUCCGGCUCGAAGCUGCGAGGCCUGCAGCACCGCCUAAACUGGGUCGUUGAGGAGCUCGCCGACACAUCAAACCCGAUCUCAGUCGUGAUCGUGGGCCUGGAAGUGUUUGGCGAUGUAUCCGGCGGCGUGCAGGCGUGUCAACCCUGCCGAGCCGGGUUCAGCUGCCCAUCACGCGCGGCGAAGAUGACUCCAUGCCCACCUGGCACCGUGCAACCCGCCGUGCGAGCGCACCGGUGCGUGGGGUGCACCGGCAACACCUACGCUCCCGGAUACGGCUUCACGACAUGCCUUCAGUGCCCGAGCAGCGCGACGGUGAACGCAGACCACACGGGCUGCAGCUCCACUUGCGUGUUCGAAAGAAACGGCAUGAUAUACAACUUCAGCGAUCUGCGAGGCGUCGUCUUGAAUACAACGACGCCGUUCAUGCCGAUACUGAACACGUCCAUGUCGAACAUGACGGUCGAGGAGGCAGACAAGGCCAAUAUACCCCGCUUCUACUACUCUCCAUGCGACCCGCUCCCGGUUCCAGAUGCCUGGACCAUUUCCGAGAGCGACGCUGCCUUCGCCCCGGUCACGCGCGAUGGGCUGUGCGUGCCUUCAGAGCGCGUCCGCAACAGCUCCUCUAGCGCGUACGUGUGUCAGCGAACUUCAGCCACCAACGGGCACCACUUUGGUGACGCCGUUGGGCACAUGGACGUCGGUCGGCAUCUCUACCAGGUGACGCAGUUAGGUAGCCCAUACACCUUCUACGGCGUCGAUACCUCCAUGAGCGACUGGGUCUACGACCUACGGACCAACUACAUGGCGUUUAUCGAACUGGAAUGCAGCACGAACGCCGGUGAGCCAAAGUUCGGCACACUGCAGUACAUCAGCGAGGGCGAUGAGGCCCUGAUCCUUCGGUGGCGCUCUUCCUACGCGUGCCCCCUCUGCACAAACGAAAGCUAUGAAAAAGUGGAGACGAGCUGCGAUGAUCCUGGCGUAACGACGCGGCGGGUGUACUACACCUUACGCUGGGAUAGUAUCCACUGCCUCGGCGGCUACGUGCCGCCAGACCCGAUUAUUGUGAAGUGCACCGAGUGCACCCUCGACUCCUACACCGUGCGCUGGCUGGAGUGCAACUCAUCUACACGCACACAGGAGGGUGUCUAUGUACUUCUACCCGACCGCGCGAACUGCACACCAGGUGCCUCGCCGCUGCCCCCUGUGAAGCCGCGUCCUUGCAAUCCAUCCGGCGGUGCCUCUGGCAGGGGUACCUCUCGCAGAACGGUGGUGGUGCUCCUCGUGAUUCUCGGGCUCGUUCUAGGUGGAUUGGCAGUGAUGACGGUGUUCUACCGUCGUCUGCGGGAGCGUGUCGCACGCGCGGCACGUGGAGAAGGAGCGGAGCUGGACGCCUACGGCGGCAUCUUGGACGACUCAGAUGAUCAUGACGACGGAGGCGACCCUUCGGAGCCGUCAUCGUUGGAGCGCGACCGUACGGCAGCGACAGUGCAGCAACUAUGGGGCGUGGUGGUAAGCAUGGGCCAGCACAUUCGCGACGCUGUCUCGCGCAACGACGCCAGAAGCGUUGGAGCUACUGCCCGUGCGUCUGCGGACGCUCGCAACAACUGGAACGGGUACGACUUCGCCGCCGCUUCGGAUGGCGGUAGCAGCGAGAGCGUCGGCGGCAGUGGCAGUGGCAGCGGCAAUGGCAGCGGCAACGGCAGCGGCAGUGCGGAUCGUGAGGGCCAUGCACAGACUGUCUUUUCUCUCGCCGCCACUGACGACGAUCUCUUACCGGGACUUCGCUAG
Molecule: messenger RNA, 3579 nt
Organism: Leishmania mexicana MHOM/GT/2001/U1103
Lineage: Eukaryota; Euglenozoa; Kinetoplastea; Trypanosomatida; Trypanosomatidae
Exons: 1
Coding region: 1-3579 (1192 amino acids)
Source: RefSeq, a predicted model, not a curated record